This is a messenger RNA of Adineta ricciae, 1014 nucleotides long. The record is from the annotation of a GenBank genome assembly. NCBI's taxonomy places the organism in Eukaryota, Metazoa, Rotifera, Eurotatoria, Adinetida, Adinetidae.
AUGGCUAUAGAAUGGAAGAUGAUUAAUCUUGUAUUUUCAUUAUGUGUAGCACUUACUAUUGGUCUUUCAAUUGGAUAUUAUUUAGGACAAACUAUACAAAAUCCUUUACUAAAUAUAACAUAUUUGAAUCUUCACCAUACACAUCAACGAUCUCCAUUAUUAGGAGUACAUGUCAAUGUUAUUGAUCUACAUACAAAAAUUCUUUCGAAUUUCACGUGUAUGAAAUUGAAAAAAUUGCUUGAUUCAUUUGAAACAAGUGUUUGUAUAUAUGAUGUUCGUAGAGAUAUUUACGUUAGUGGAACUAUUGUUAGUCAGAAAAUAUGGGAAGAAAAUUUUGUCACAAAAUUUGUAACAAUAUUAAAUAAAUAUCCAGAAUAUGCUAUGAUUGAUGUUGGUGCUAAUAUUGGUGUUUACACGUUGUAUGCAUUAGCGCUACACCGUCCAACAAUCUCAGUAGAAUGCUAUAAACCAAAUAUCGAAAGAAUUGUUCGCGCUUCACAAAUUGAAAAUGUUUCAAAACACCUAACAUUAAUUGGAAAUGCAAUAUAUAAUCGAUCAGGAGAAUUUUUUAAAUUAUCAAAAGAUGAUAUUAAUGUUGGCGGACAAGGAUUAACAGUGAAUGGAACAAUGCAACAGGCAUCAUCAAUGGCUGAUCAAUUUACAGUCAGUACUAUUCGUUUUGAUGAUCUAUUACCUUUGUUUAUUGAUCGUCAAAUUGAAAACGCAAUCAUGAAAGUUGAUAUUCAGUCGUCUGAAAAUUUCUUAUGUGCAUCAGGGGAGAAAAUAUUUGACUCAAUUAAUAUUCCUUUCAUUCUAAUGGAAUGGGUCGAUAUUAAAUGGAUAACAAAUCGAGCAGAUUUUAUUAUUGAUUUUUUCAUUCAACGAAGUUAUUUUCCAGUAUCUACUUAUAAUUGCCAAAUAUUAAAUCACACAACAAGUAAUUAUACAACAUGGGGAACUCCACAUGAUAUUUAUUGGAUUAAAUCGAACUACUACCAUCUUUGUCGACUUUAA